AUGGACACAGGACCUCUUCUCGUAGAGCCCUCGUGUAAUGUCGCCAAUCUUGACGAUACCACCGACUCGUCCAUCCCUCGUCUACCAUUGUCACCGCCGCGCGAGCCACCCAUCAUCCUCCGUCGCAAGGCCCGCAAGAAGUCGAUUCGCAACACCAAAGACAGUGCCGAGAUGGCCCGUCUCAAGUACAGUCGCGAGAAGAAUGAGCACCAACAACCGCAAUCGUCACCUCGUCUCCACAACCCAUCCAAGCUGGCGGACCGCCAUCUCAGCGUCGCAAACGUUGGUCAGAAUGGCACCAUGUAUCUGAGGUUCGACCAAGCUCCUCUGGAUACCCUCCACCGCCACAAGCUUAUGCUGCCUAGACCAGUCGCCCGUCCUUAUCCAAGAGCCUUUCGUCCUCCUCCAACGCCCCCGGAUACCUCGGAUGCCCAUCAGCACACCCCCUCUGGCCUCUAUUGGCACGACGGACUACAUCAGAGUGCUGCUCAACUGUCUAUGCCUCAGCUCGACCCCAAUUCAAUCGACCCGCGUCGAAGGUCGUCAUUUGACAGCGGCUACAGUCGAAAGAGCAUACAUGAAACAAUCAGGGCCACCCGUCUCCGCUCGCCGAGUCUCGACUCGGUUCCUAAGCGCGCCCAAGUACCAUCACACCACAAUCAGCCUUUAGAGAAAUCCCCAUCCGAUCCUACGGACUCUUUGUUUGCUCCUCUGCUCGAAGUACCUAUACCUAACUUCCGUCUUGGUUCGCCCAGAUUCAGCGAUCGUGGAACUGCCUUCCUCCACAACUCGUACCAUACUGCCUUCUCCAGCACGACUGACUUUGCUCAACUUUCAACUGAUCGCUUAGAUCGCUUGAUGCCGCCUUCCUCCCAGCGCCACCAAAACUCGAUAGAUUUACGCAGAUCCCCAAGCGUUUCCUGGUUCUCGCCCUCACUCUCGUCCGCUGUAGAAACUCGCCGAGGCCAGCUACUUCCUUCGCCGCUUGCUACUCCGCCCUUGGAGUUGGAUCGAGACGAAAUACCUUACACUAUCUACGACAAGGUGGCUGCAGACCCAGACAGCAAUCAAUAUGUUAGAUACGCAGACGGCACCAGCGAAAUUGUCGCAGCAAUACCCACUCGUCUGGUAGUCGAAAUUACGUCCGUCAAGUUUCUGGACUAUGAUCUUUUGUCGGAUUUUUUCUUGACCUACAGAGCCUUCUUGUCGCCCUCUGAUCUGGCCAGGUAUCUGGUUGCUAGAUUGCGCUGGGCCGUAUCGCAGACUGAUGAAUCCGGACGGGUAGUGCGUGUGCGAACGUUCGUUGCUCUACGCCACUGGAUCCUGAACUACUUUACUCAGGAUUUUGAGCCUAACCACGAGCUUCGAAGUCUGUUUUGCAAUCUUGUCAACAAACUCGCUCUGCAUGUGACACAAAGACCUCAAGGUGGAGCUGGUGGUGAUCUUCAAGUAUUGAACGAGCUAAAAAAGUGCUGGAAUCGGACGUGCGCGCUUGUUUGGGGGUCGAUCGCUGCACCUCAAUCGUAUAUGCCACUCAGGCUUGAUGGUGACAACGAUUCGCAGAUUCCUGAAACCACUCGCAUGCGCUCGUUGACUAACGAAUCGCACAUGCGAAAUUCGUCCUACAUGGGUCAUAAUAUAUCUACCGUGGCUUUGAGACGUCCGGACACAGCAUCUCGCCUUAGUGAGGCUAGCAUACAGGUCACCUCUUGUUCGUUUCCUAGACUGAAGCGUUCCAAGCAUGACUUGAAGAAUCAACCCGAAAUACCAGGCCAUCACUCUCCGACAAAAUCGAAGGGUUUUCACCGUCACAAGCGAAGUGACAGUUUCUCAGACGCGCUCCGAAACUCCCGUGUCGAACGGCCAACUUCCUCGCAGCCAAGCAUGGAAAUUCAUAUUCAACCCGGCAGGAUUAUCAGGGGUCUCGUAAUCCAUCCCAGUUCGGCAAACGUCAUUGGCCCUGGUCCGCCCAGCCCUUCCUUCUCACGAAGAAUUGAGGACACCAGACCCAGUAUAUCAGAGAGCCUUUCACGAGCGUCGGAAGUUCCGUCUCAGCAUGCUCGUCUAAACAUCUUCGGCAGUGUGCGGCGGGCGCUAAGCACACGCACCGGCGGAAAGUAUCCAUUCCAACACAGACCUAAGACUGCUAGUUCUGGUGAUCUGCGGAAGAUCGAUAGCACGGAACCCCAGCCAAGAGACAUGAUCAGACAUAUGCAAGCCAGGAAAGCACAGAAUGUUCAUACCGAUGCUUUGGCCGCAAUGGUUAUGCGCUCUUGGAAACAGCAAGGAAACGAGAUGGCACAUGAGCUGACUGAAUUUCAGUCCAGCGCUCUGUCAACUACACGGAACAGGUCAAAGACAAUCGAAACCAAUCUUCCGGUUCGCCCUGGAGCAUCUCGUCUUCUGAGUAAUGUGACGACGAGCAGUCGGUCCAUCAUGAUAAUUGACGACACAGGGCUGGAUGACUCUGAGCGGACUCCGGAUUUGGCACAAACAAUUGCUGGUUUCGCGCAAUCGGCCGACUUGUCAAGGCAAACGACGCGAGAACACAACCAAGCAGCAGUCCACGACGUGGCUUUGAACAACACUGCCUUCCUACUCCCCUACGAUAUGAUGAAUUCCGACCUACCAUCGUGUGCAUCGCCGACCGAGUUUGCUACCUUGACCACCGCACCUACUACCUUAUCCAUCAUUUCAUCCCCGUAUUCGCCUCCGCCGACUGCGCCGCUGCCACCACUCCCGACCGCUCCAAACCUCUCCACAGAGCCCGCAGCUGUGGUAGGAGAUUACAUGUCCAGCCCCGAUACUGAAUUUACCACUUCCUUAUUCCACUCGCCGAACAUCUCUUUGGGAGAUAGCCCAGCCUUGAGCUUUCGUCAGUCAUCGCUGGUAGACCCUAAAGAUCUGCCAGGGCCUGCGAGACAGCUUCGUCGCAAACCUGGAGGCAAUCUUCGUGGCGUCGAUACUGUGCAUGACCUUGGGAUUUCUCAUAGACGUCAAUCAACUGGUUCAGUCACAUCACCAAUCUCUAUUUAUGGGUCGCCAAUUUUAUCGACCACAUUCGGAGGUAGUGAUGAUGCACAAAUCGAAUCACGACUCGCAAGACUUUCUCUCAGACCCCAGGCUAGCGACGGUGAUAUUCAUGAUGCGGCGAGAAGAAGCUCGUUACGACUACUGUCUACUCAUUCAUCCCUACGCCGCUUACGCCCAUCGAUGGAAGUGGAAGUUGCCAGACUCCGGGAGAUGCCACUCGUCGAAGACGACGGCGGGCCGGAGUUCGCUUUGCUAAAACUCGAAGGAAAGUUUAUAGCAAGUCCUUCAUCUGAUAAGACUGUAAAGUCUUUCGAGUUUGGUCACGACGACAGCGACUUCUCAAGUCUUGCGCGGCAGCAAGUCAGUGGUCAAGAGCAUGUGGUUUCAGAAGUAAAAGAGACUAUGAUGCCACCACAGCUGAUGACAGGAGGUCUUCCUCUUGCCGGCACCGAAGUCAGCAGAGGCAUGCAUAGAAGACAUGGAGCAGUUGACGUUGCAGCGGCCAGCCCACCGAGCAAGUUCGCACCCCUAGGAAAUGGAGUCAACACAUCGAUGAUCGCUACAAAGGACUUCGCCAGUUUUGAUCUGCCUAGAGAACCUGAGCGUCCUGUCACUCCUGUCAAGAUCGACUUGGAACGAACGGACUCGCCCAAUACCCCUGCCUCGACAUUCCUUCUUGACGAUGGCGAAUCUCUCGUCGACCGCAGCUCAAUGAUUGUUCGACAACAUGAAGCAAAGCCAUCGACGGACACUGGACAUAGCUUUUUGCUUGACGCCGAAGAUGAGGACGCAGUUGUAGGCUCCGUUGACCACUCUCAACCCCCUCCAGAAUGCCAGCCCCUGACUCCGCCUACAACUGCAGACAGAGUUUCAGAUCACGGCUGUGACCUGUUCAAUACACAACUACUGCUCCCUGGUCCGCUAAUCGCAAGAUCUCAAAAGUCGUUCCGCCUCUCAGAAUUGCUGCUCUCGGAACAAUUCGCAAAGAAAGCCGAACAUUCUGCGCUUCCACGAGCACGCAACCUUCCGACGCAACAUACGCCUUUUAUUCUAGCACAUAGUUCUGAAGCACUUGCUAUGCAGUUCACCAUAAUCGAGAAGGACGCAUUAGACUCUGUCGACUGGAAAGACCUGAUUAAUCUUAGUUGGUCACAAGAGGUUCCAUUAGUGCGCGACUGGGCGCAGUACAUCCACGCAUUCCCUACCAAUGUCACGGAAGUCAGCAGUAUCGACCUGAUCAUCACACGAUUCAACCUUGUCAUCAAAUGGUGCAUAUCUUCCGUUCUGCUCUGUGGUACAUCGGAUGAGCGCGCUCAGUGCAUUACAAAAUUUGUACACAUCGCAACACAUUCGCACCGCAGCCUACGGAAUUUUGCGACAACAGCACAGAUUACGAUCGCCUUACUUUCCUCGGAUCUCUCUCGUCUUACCACGACAUGGUCAAAAGUAGCACAAGCCGAAAAGGAUGCACUUCGAAGCCUCGAAACAUUGGUCAGUCCAAUGCGUAACUUCGCUGCGCUGCGUGCCGAGAUGGAGAGUGCGGCGGCUGAGCUGAGCGACGACGAUAUCUCGGCUGGCAAGGGUGUCAUCCCUUUCCUCGGUGUUUAUACUCGCGACCUUGCACUCAAUGCUCAGAAGCCAGCGUUCAUCACGCCUGCUGGAAGAGUAUCGACAGACGGAUCGCACGAGAAGCUUGUGAACUUCGAGCGCCACCGCACUACUGCGUCGAUUGUCAAAGGAGUCUUGCGUCUGCUGGACGCCAGCUCGAGAUAUGCCAUCAAAGCCGAUGCUGAGAUUCUGGCCAAGUGCCUCUGGCUUGCAGCACUUGCUGACAAUGAGAUCGCUGAGCUCAGCAAGGGAUUAGAAAGAUGA
Molecule: messenger RNA, 4905 nt
Organism: Aureobasidium uvarum
Lineage: Eukaryota; Fungi; Ascomycota; Dothideomycetes; Dothideales; Saccotheciaceae
Source: the annotation of a GenBank genome assembly